CUGUAGCGUUACUUCGAAGUCUAUUGUUGGACGUAUUUGCGCGGGAUUGUAUAUCUGAUCUCGUAGCUGUUAGGUUGGCGGUUAGCCAGCCUGUCUGAUAGGUGUUUUAUCUCCCUCUUUAUAUUCGGCCCUGGUCAGAAGUAAUAUAGAUAUACGUACCGGUUCUCAAUAAUUUAACCAGAAUAUUGUUGUAUAUAUAUGUCACGUCGGAUAUGUAUGCCACAUCCAAAUUAAUUAUUCCACCCAAACCUGCAAGGGAUACACCUUUUAUUCCGAAGUUAAGGAUUCGCCUGCGCCACUCACCUAGCAGUCAUUGUGGUGCUCGCGACCAGGUUUACAAUGUCGCACACAAUGAGUCUCCACAUUUAAUUGGAAAUUUUGAUGAUCAUGAUUCAUUUCAUACAAACAUUGAGUCUUUGGUGGGCGUUUGCUCUUUUUCAAUGUUGAGAAAUACUGCUCAAAAAGGUUCUCAUACCAACUCCUUUGCCAAGCUAAGCAAAUCACGACGAAGACAGUUGUCUAGUUUUACUUCUGGAUGUACUAUUAGGAGAGCCACAAGCAAAAGAAAACAGUCAUCUGCGUUUGUAGAUACACUGGAUCUGGAGAAUCCUGAUUCACUUUUGACGAAGGUUAAUCUAAAGUUGCUCAUUAAUAGGGAGACAUUUUAUUCUCUACCUUUGGAUGUCCAGCAGAUGCUGUCUCAACUUUUACCACUGUUUGAUCAUUGCAGAGAGAUGUCUCUUAAUAAUUCUGUUUUAAUUGAUGAAAAUGAUUAUAGUCCAUCACUUUCUUUAUCUUCUGGGAUUGAAUCAUCUGAGCAGUCAAAUACUGUAUGGUUACAUCCUACUGCCCUCAACAACGAAUUUUUUACAAAAGCCCUCCAAGACUUUUCUGAUCGCCAAGCUAAAGGUGAAUUCACCCCACGUAUCCGUAACCGAGCUGGUCUACGAGCCCAUGUAGGCAACCGGUAUAGAUACACUUCUUCCAGUGAUAUGCUCCAAUCAAGUACAAACAAUAAUAAAAAAAAGACAUUUGUUCAUGAAAUACGUACUAAGAAAUCGUCUGGUCAAACAAAUUCACGUCGUUCAUCCCGAUCGAAACCAAAGAAUUUCAAUUGCAGCGCACCCAACAACGAUUUUCAUCAUCCAUCACUUUUUACCAACUCACCACCAGUUGAUACCUCUCUUAUUUCUUCAACACUUUCUGUUUCUGGUUCAUCUGUUAAGAAUUCUCAAAGCAAAAGAAAUCGAAGCACAAGACCUUCAUAUUUGCAGAAUGAUGGUAACAAUGAAUCUAUGGUAGUCUGCUCCCCUUCAACAAUACAACUAAGAGAAAGAUUGAAAGAGAAGUCAGAAUGUUCUAUGGAAUCCAACGACAUUGAGUUUGAAGGUAGUAUUGAGAAUAAAACCUCGGAUUUAUCAGAACUCUGCACUUUUCCUCUGGAUGAUACUUUAAAUAACAGUAUACCCAGCUCGGGCAAAUCAUUUUAUCCAGCUGAUCUGGAAAACAGUGAAUUCACAGAUUCUGUUUGUUGUUUAUCGGAUAGAAAUCGUGAUGAUCGUUCUCUUUCAUUAAGUCCUGCCUACAACGGGCCAUUAGUUUCACCUUCAUCUGUAGGGGAUUCAAAUAAAGGUUUAAAACUUUGUGAUAAGACCCUUGAGUCGGAAGACCUUAAGUUAACAGAUUCUCCAAACACGAAGCCAACUCAUGCGCGGCGACUUUCACUGGAUUCAAAGCUAGUGAAUCCCUCUCCUAACAGACAAAAUAACACCAGUAAUUCUUCACGUUCUGCGCGACCAUCACGUUCUUCUAAUUCCAAUAGUUCUUGUGGGUCACCGUCUAUGCCUCCACCUCGACAAACAAAGACGUUGGCUGCCAUGAGAGAGAAGCUGCGGGCAAAACGUAUGUUAAAGGAAUCUGAACGCAGUAUGGUGGGUCAGCGUUUUUAUGGUUUGCCGGGCAGUAUGACUCCACAUCCUUCGAGUGGUUCAAGUGGGUACUUCCAGAAUCGCAAUUACUCCACCCCUGUCAAUUUUACCCCUUUGGGCGAAACCGAAAAUAAGCAGUCACCGUCUAUGUCUUCGCCUCCACUCAGAACUCCUAUCUCGCCAUCAGCAAAUGAUGGAAGUGUUCAUUCUGUUAACGUGUCAUCUUUGCAAAGUGAAAAUCAAGAGAUAACUAGACCUAAUUUGGCAUCUGAAAGCCCUUGUUCCCCACUUUCUGCUCCUAGUAUUAAUGUCAUGUCUCCACUACCUUCUGUAAACAACUCCUCUUCCGAAAACAUUACUACUACUACUAACAGCAACCUCGAUAACUACACUUACUGCUCUAAUAGUUUCGCUCAGUCGUAUCCGUCUUCUCCUCAUCUGUCAAACUCGAAUGCUAGCAUUGUUCUACAACAUUCAGUUUUUUCACAGUUGCCUAGUCCUAUGCAUCCCACUAAAACACAUCGCUUCGAACAGAGUGUUUCCGCACCACCUACUCCCUCUAAUGUUCAGUCAGGGCAGAAUUUUACAAACUACCUACAUCAACCGGGGCAUUCUUUUUCAUCUAUAGGACCAUGUUCCAGCUCUUCCGCUCCUUUACACACGUCUCAAGUAAGUCCAACUGCGUCUUUUGGUUCAUACCCAUCUCCAGUGUUUGGCGGUAAGUCCUCAGUAACUUCCAGUGUUCGAGCUAGCACUUCUGAUUCAUACUCUUCACAAAUUGUAACUCAACCAGUUUCAGGUAGUAGCUGUCCUACGAGUAGCAUAAGUUCUGUAGUCUCAGAAGCUAUAGUACCGUCAAAGUCAUUUUGUCAAGCUCUCCCUAUUCUUAUGGAACCUACAACUUGCCCAGUUCAAGCAACAGUAAAAUCUAUUCCAUCCUUGGACACUAUUUCUAUCAGCCCUUUGACAUCUGUUUCUAGUGUUACCAAACUACUUACUUCUAAUUCACACCAAAGUCGCUCUUCAACAACAACCCGCGCAUUCUUUGUUGAUGGCGAUAAUUUAUCUGAAGCCGUCGCGUUCCUCCAGAGUUUAAAUCCAAAAGCUACAAUUACUCAACAACAGUUUUUGCUCAUCCCUGGUGCAAAUAAAUCUCAGAUGAUUUUGUGCAGAGCACCUGUAACCUGUUCAUCCGAAAUUAUAUCUCCUGUUGCAACGCAAACUUCAGUUUCUGUAUCACGUGCUAAUUUAACUUCUUGGUCCAAAAACGUCUCUCAUAUAACAACUUCAAGUACAACAAGUGUGGGGAACACACAUAUUACUGUUCCUACGUCUGUUGUUCCGAACGAUGUUUCACUACCGACAAACGUUACUGAGAAGAGCUCCACGUCAUAUAGUACACCAUUUUUUGAACCCUACCGAUCCAACAACUUCUACGCAACCCAGUGCAGUAGUGACAGUUCAUUUCCAAAAUUAAUGAAAACUUCAGAAUUACAAAUUCCUCGUUCUCUAGUUUAUUCCAAAUCAAUUAAUGUUCCUUCAUCAAAUGGUUCAUCAUUUCCUCUCAAUAUUCUAAUUUCUCAUCCUAAAGCAUUGGAAGCCAGCAGUGAGCGUACGUCCCUACUUCAAGUUGUAAAAUCGGUUUCCUCUCCUUCCAAGGUAGCUAUUCCAUCGUCUGCUAAUUCUGUUUCAUGCUCAUCUCGCACAUCUGUUCCUACUGUUCUUAAUUACAAGCAGCCUGUGUCCCAUUCACAGCUUAAUGUAUCGUUGUUAACCCCUGGACCUUCCGUAAUCAAUAAUGAAGUCCCUAUACUUUUUGUCCAGGAUCGUAACCAACAUCCUAUAAGAUCCCAGACUCCAACUCGACCUGUCAACUGGGUUCAGCGCAGUUCAUUCGAUCAGCAUACGGAUCUUACCGAUCGAUCAACCAUCAGUUUACCCAUUUUGUCUACUGCAACCGUGAUAACAACUCAUGCAAACAACCCCGGUGAAUUUCGUUGUUUUUCCCAUCCAGUAGCUCGAUCUGGACCGUCCAUGCAACUUUCUAACAAUGGCUCUGUCUCCAGCCACUUUGGUUUCCAACCAAUUCAAUCUGUGCAACCGUCUAACCCUACAGGAAAAUCUUUGGAUUGUACUCCAUUCUUAUCCGGCCCAACUGCAACUAUUAUGUCUCCAUGCCUACCUGCUGUCAUACUUUCACAUCCUAUAACAAUUCAGUCAACUAGUAAUAUCACUCCCUCCCAACAGAACAUUUUUAACCGAUCUCUGCCCUAAGCAGGGUACUAAAGGAUUUAAUUGAUUUUUCUGAAUAAUUAUUUACCAGUUACUUAGUUGAUCGCUUAUCAAAUGGGAAUACUUGGAUAGUAUAUGUUUUGGAUACAUUAGGAAGCAGUUCAGUCAUUUUGCAGAACUCAAACAUGGAUUUUAUGUUUUUUCUAGAGCUCGUUAGUUCUCGUUUAUUAUUGAGUUCCUACAAAUUAUAGCAUCAUCAAAAUUUAGUUAUGGUGUAUCACUUUUGCGUUACUUUCUUUCAAUUACAUUGGGAUGCAUUCUUUUCCGUUUUAAUUUAAAACCAGUUUAUCCCCAUCAAUUGCUAGGUUACAAUUGUCAUUUCAGCAUACUGCUUUCUUAAUCUCACUUUCUGAAGCAAAACUAGUCCCUGUUUUCCUUUAUACAUAAAUAUAUAUGUAUGUCCUCAAACUUGUUUGCGUAUGGACGUAGGGCAUGGCAUAUUAUGUUUCUUUUAUCCUUACUGUUACCUACGUUUUAUAGGUACUUUGUAUCUCCCUCUUUUUACAACCAGUUUCACAAAUGUGAAUUUCGCUGUUUUUAGCAGUCCCUUAUUUUUAAAACAUUGGGUCAAUUUCCUUACACUGCAAUGUUUAAAAUAUCUUUCUUAAAUCCUAUGUAUUUACCUUCAUUAGUCUGCUUCAAAUAAAUGUCUUCUAUUUACUUAGAAUACAUAUUGUUUUGGAAGUAAAUUCAUGGCUGUGUCCAUUUAGAAAUCUUUUUCCUUGACCAUGUUUUUGCACCUUUGUUCAUACUACCUACUACUUAUGCUAUCUCCGCACAUACCAAGCAAUUUUUAAAUAUUCUGUCCCAUAAUACUUAUUUUAUUUCUUAUUUAAGGCAAAACUAAUCGUGUUCGUUUACUUUUUCUAUUGCCGUGCUGCUCAUUUUUAUACCUCACCUAAUAAUUAACUCGAUUUUUCACGAUGUGUGGUAUUUAGUUGUACAGUUUAUUUGUUUAUUCCAAAUACCCCUCCACACCAUUAUCUUACUAUUUCACGUUGCUAUCUAAUUGAUCAUAUAUAUAUAUAUAUAUAUAU
Schistosoma mattheei is the source of this 5257-nucleotide messenger RNA. Lineage: Eukaryota; Metazoa; Platyhelminthes; Trematoda; Strigeidida; Schistosomatidae. The record is from the annotation of a GenBank genome assembly.